CACCCUAACAACUACAGAACAGUCUACCACCCCAACAACUACAGAACAGCCUACCACCCCAACAACUACAGAACAGCCUACCACCACAACAACUUCAGAAUCUGUAGUCACACGUCCAGAAUCUACAACAACUUUUUUCUCUGUCAGUACGCAGGGUUUACUAACAUGUUUUUGCAAGUACAUGAAUCAAUCUUUCCCUCCUGAUACUUACAUCUACAAUAAAACCGAUGGAAGCGGUUGGUGCUUCACGUCCUUCUGCAAUGUGACAUGUCAUGUUGAGAAGCAUGCCACGCUAUGUAUUUCCACCACUCCUCCCCCUCCUCCUCCAACCACAACCAGUCCUCCUCCUUCAACCACAACCAGCCAGAGCACCACUGAAGAAAAUAGCUCAUUUACAACGCCUCCUCCGAAGAACUGUGACUUUCUUACACCUCCCAGAAAGCAUGGGGAGUCCUGGAGGUCUGAAAAAAACUGUUACACUGAUACAUGUCAAAUUGGACAAAUACAACGUGUACACGUAGACUGUCCACCCGCCGUUAGACCUGUGUGCGUAAACGGCUACCAACCAAAGAAGAUUUACGACCACAGUGGCUGUUGUUUCCAAUAUCAUUGCAAAUGUGAAUGCUUGGGCUGGGGUGAUCCUCAUUACAUCACAUUUGAUGGGAAAUAUUACAGUUUUCAGGAAAACUGCACAUAUGUUUUGGUGAAGGAAAUUGUUCCGCGUCACAAUUUUACCAUAGUUGUCGACAAUGAAAAUUGUGGUACCAAUACUCGAAUGGCAACUUGUACUCACUCAAUGACUGUGUUUUACAAAACGUACGAGAUCGUCCUCACACAGGAGAGGUCCCAAAAGACUGUGAACAUGGUACAUCUGAAUGGAAGACAAGUAUUCCCACCUUUUUCAAACAAUGACUUUGAAAUCAGAAGCACUGUUAUCCAAAUGACAGUGAAAAUACCAGAGAUUGAGGCGAUUGUGUGGUUCAAAGGGCUGUCUUUCUACGUUGACCUGCCCUAUUCUCACUUCCACAACAAUACAGAGGGGCAGUGCGGUACCUGUGACAAUGACCAAACAAAUGAUUGCAGACUUAGGAAUGGGGAGACUCAUCCCUCGUGUUAUGAGAUGGCUGCGGAUUGGGAAAUAGAAGUCAAUAAUAAACCGUAUUGUAAUGUCCCACCGACCCUCAACCUAACCACUCCAACACCUACACCUACUUUGUCAACUACUACAAACAAUUGCCCAUCUGUGCAAUUAUGUGAAAUUAUCAAGAGCAGCAUCUUUGAGGAGUGCCAUAAAAUAUUGUCCCCAAAUCCUUUCUACCUUGCCUGUCAAUAUGAUGGUUGCCAUACGACAGUUGAAGGCGGCUGCGCUAGUUUGGAGAUGUACGCAGAAUUGUGUGCAUCAGAAAUGGUCUGCAUAGACUGGAGACCUUCUACAAGUGGAAUGUGUGAAUAUCCAUGUUCAGGCAAUAAGGUCUACAACGCAUGUGGUCCAGCUAUUUUCCGAACAUGUGAUUCAAGAUACAAUCAGAAAUUUGUGGAUCGAUGCAAUGGAGACUCCAGUCUUGUCGAUCCCAGUUGUAAUAUUCCCACAGAGGGGUGCUUCUGUCCCGAAGGGACCACCCAUUAUGGAACAAACUCUGAGGCCUGUGUGAAAUCCUGUUGUUCCGGGCCCGAUGGCCAACCCAAAAAGCUUGGGGAGAAGUGGCGAACGGGUUGCCAGGAGUGUGUCUGUACUCAGGACAACUAUGAGAUUCAGUGUUUCAACAUCACUUGUGAGGUGCAAGAGCCUGUGCCCUGCGACCAGCCGGGGGAGGAGCUUGUGACGAUCAGUGUGGACUGCUGUGACGAGUUUGAGUGUCGUUGUAAUGUGAAACUCUGUGUGAUGCCAACUCUCCAUUGUGCGCUUGGAUUUGUGCCUGUGAUGAGUUCAUUCAAUGAAACAUGCUGCCCCAAUUAUAAUUGUGUACCCACACCAAACUGUGUCUACAAUGACACAUUGUACAAGCCAGGCGCUGCAUUCUUCAAAUCCCCGUGUGAGCACUGCUACUGUCUAGACGCUAUUGAUCCAACCAGCAAGCUGAAAGCCGUAGCCUGCUCCACAACUGGUUGCGACCCUCAGUGUCCACUGGGGUCAGUUUAUGAAAGUGUGGCAGACCAAUGUUGUGGAACAUGUAAAAGGACGAAUUGUGUGGUUGAGCUUCCAGAUAACUCCACUCAAAUCGUAGCGCCUUCCACAACCUGGUCACCUCCAGGCAAUAACUGCACCAAGUAUGAGUGUGUCCAGCCGGGGUUGAGCCUGAUUGAGACAAACGUUCAGUGUGCUGACUUUGACCCAGAGAACUGCAUUCCUGGAACGGAGAGAAGUGAAAAAGAUGGCUGCUGCAAAACAUGCACUCCCAUUUACAGUUGCAAAAUGAAGAAAAACACCACCUAUCUUCAUAUUGAAGACUGCCAAUCCACGGUGCAAGUGGAGAUUACAGCCUGCCAGGGAUCCUGCGGAACCUCCUCAAUGUAUUCAGAGGAGAAUAAUGCCUUUGUGCACACGUGUACCUGUUGUCAAGAAGUUUCUACCAUCACGAAGCAGGUGGAGGUGACCUGUUCCGACGGCCAGAAGAAAACAAAGUCCUACGUUUCUAUUGACAAGUGUGGUUGUAAUGAAACUCAGUGUCUCUAAUGGAAUGAAACCACGAUACAAACAUCAUUCUUUGGUUUUCAGUCAUUAUUAUGCUUCUAUUCUACAGUUAGGAAACCUUAAUUUCCCCCUAAACCAUUGAAAAUACCCUUGCGUAUUGGGUAAUACUCAAUGUCUUUGAGUCAUUUAAACUUUUUUUGACUAACGAUAUAAUUACAAAUGACAUAGUCUGUUUAAAUGUAAACUGACCUUUCUUUUACAUUGUCUUUCAUAGGUUUUAGAUCAACUUUUUGUCAUGGAAAUUACAAAAGGUAUCUGGUUGUUUGGUGUUUGUUUGUCUGUGUUUCAAACUGCUAUCAUUAAAAAAACUUUGAUCAACCAUUA
This is a messenger RNA of Gadus morhua (Atlantic cod), 3016 nucleotides long. RefSeq names its product intestinal mucin-like protein. Gene Ontology annotation, cellular component: extracellular matrix. The transcript has 19 exons. Bases 182 to 2674 code for a protein of 830 amino acids. The record is from RefSeq and is a predicted model, not a curated record. Gene Ontology annotation, molecular function: protein binding. NCBI's taxonomy places the organism in Eukaryota, Metazoa, Chordata, Actinopteri, Gadiformes, Gadidae.